This is a messenger RNA of Cyclopterus lumpus (lumpfish), 5132 nucleotides long. It is a transcript of the gene asap1b, whose product is annotated as ArfGAP with SH3 domain, ankyrin repeat and PH domain 1b. Gene Ontology annotation, biological process: positive regulation of GTPase activity. The transcript is spliced from 27 exons. The record is from RefSeq and is a predicted model, not a curated record. Gene Ontology annotation, cellular component: cytoplasm. Gene Ontology annotation, molecular function: protein binding; GTPase activator activity. Bases 623 to 4129 code for a protein of 1168 amino acids. Lineage: Eukaryota; Metazoa; Chordata; Actinopteri; Perciformes; Cyclopteridae.
CCGAGCUCUGAGAGCGCGGCGGAGCAGGAGAGAGUGGCAGUGAACGUGUCUGCGGCAGCGUUUAGCGUUAAAAAAACACAAACUACGGCGGAAGAAAGGAGGACCAAACCCCGCUGCAGCGAGAGACAACCUCGGCGGAGCAUGGACUAUGAUAAAUUCUAAACUGAGGCUGGUAACGGUGGGCUGUUUUGACGACAAGCGGUUUAUUGAACAUCUGUAGAGCAUAAUGAGGGCAUCCGCUAUUCUGUACGGUGGUUUUUCCUCGGAGGUUUAGUUAGACGCAGAGUGACACUCUUUCUAAAUGCGUCGCUUUUAGACCUCCUCUCAAGGAAAAAGACACACCGAGGGGAUCACAGCCAGCAGACAUUUUAGUUAAUUCCCUCCUCCCAUGGCCCCCGGGGAACAGUGAAGUCAUUUGAGAAGUCACCGGAGAAGAAGACGCCGUCUUAAUCAUCAAGAUAGUUUUCGCGAGGAAAAAGAAAUCGGCAAACCCCGUCCAUCAGACUCCCACCGCUUCUUUUCUUUUUUUCUCUCCUUUUAUUUUGAAAUCGUGCAUGGUUUUGCCCUUCUGAGCCUUUCUAAUCGCCGACCCUCCCGUGGGCAUUUCACCCCCGUUAGAAGGAUGCCGGAUCAAAUAUCGGUGUCCGAGUUUCUCUCGGAGACGACAGAGGAUUACAAUUCCCCGACAACAUCCAGCUUCACCACCCGACUGCAGAGCUGCAGGAACACAGUGAACGUGCUGGAGGAGGGGCUGGACCAGGACCGAACGUCCCUGCAGAAAGUGAAGAAGUCCGUGAAGGCCAUCUACAAUUCAGGACAAGACCACGUCCAGAAUGAAGAGAACUACGCUCAGGCUCUGGACAAAUUUGGCAGCAACUUCAUCAGCCGGGACAACCCCGACCUGGGAACGGCUUUUGUCAAGUUCUCCUCCCUCACCAAGGAGCUGUCUGCGCUGCUGAAGAACCUGCUCCAGAGCCUCAGCCACAAUGUGAUCUUCACCCUGGACUCGCUGUUGAAGGGAGAUUUGAAAGGCGUGAAAGGGGACAUAAAGAAGCCCUUCGACAAAGCAUGGAAGGACUACGAGGCCAAGUUUACAAAGAUCGAGAAGGAGAAGCGAGAGCACGCCAAGCAACACGGAAUGAUCCGCACUGAGAUCACCGGGGCUGAAAUCGCCGAGGAGAUGGAGAAGGAGAGGCGUCUCUUUCAGCUCCAGAUGUGCGAGUACCUGAUCAAAGUAAAUGAGAUCAAGACCAAGAAAGGAGUGGACCUCCUCCAGAACCUGAUUAAGUAUUACCACGCACAGUGCAAUUUCUUCCAAGAUGGCUUGAAGACAGCCGAUAAGCUGAAGCAGUACAUCGAGAAGCUCGCAGCGGAUCUCUACAAUAUCAAACAAACUCAGGAUGAGGAGAAGAAGCAGCUGACUGCCCUGCGGGAUCUGAUCAAGUCCUCCCUCCAGCUGGACCAGAAGGAGGACUCGCAGAGUAAGCAGGGGGGCUACAGCAUGCACCAGCUGCAGGGGAACAAGGAGUUUGGCUGUGAGAAGAAAGGCUACCUGCUGAAGAAGAGUGAUGGGCUGAGGAAGGUGUGGCAGAGGAGGCAGUGCUCAGUGAAGGGGGGCAUGCUCACCAUCUCUCAUGCCACAUCCAACAGGCAGCCGGUCAAACUCAACCUGCUCACCUGCCAGGUCAAGCCCAGUUCUGAGGACAGGAAGUGCUUCGAUCUCAUUUCCCAUAACCGGACAUAUCAUUUCCAAGCUGAAGAUGAACAGGAGUUUGUCAUCUGGAUCUCGGUGCUGACCAACAGUAAGGAGGAGGCCCUGAACAUGGCGUUUCGUGGCGAGCAGAGCGGCGGCGGCGAGGACGGUUUAGAGGAUCUGACUAAAGCCAUCAUAGAAGACGUGCUGCGCAUGCCGGGCAACGAGGUCUGCUGCGACUGCGGAGCCUCAGAUCCUAAGUGGCUGUCCACCAACCUGGGGAUCCUGACCUGCAUCGAGUGCUCUGGCAUCCACCGCGAGAUGGGAGUCCACAUCUCGCGCAUCCAGUCCAUGGAGCUCGACAAGCUAGGAACUUCAGAACUCUUGCUGGCCAAGAAUGUAGGCAACAGUAGUUUCAAUGAGAUCAUGGAGGGAAACCUCACGUCCCCUUCACCAAAGCCCACUCCAUCCAGUGACAUGACUGUGAGGAAGGAGUUCAUCAACGCUAAGUAUGUGGACCACAAGUAUGCUAGGAAGACGUGCACGUCUGCGUCAGCGAAGAUGAUCGACCUGUUUGAGGCGGUUCAGUCCAGGGAUCUGCUGUCCCUCAUCCAGGUCUAUGCAGAGGGGGUUGAACUGAUGGAGCCGCUCCCAGAGGUUGGACCGGAAUCCGGAGAGACGGCACUGCACUACUCUGUACGGACUGCUGACCAGACCUCUCUGCACUUGGUGGACUUCCUUGUGCAGAACAGCGGUAACCUGGAUAAGCAGACGGAGUGGGGGAACACGGCCCUUCAUUACUGCAGCAUGUACGAGAAGCCCGAGUGCCUCAAGUUGCUCCUGAGGGGCAAGCCGGCCACUGAUAUCAGUGAGUCACUUCCUCACAUUAAUGUCUGUGCGCACGUAUCCAGACUGCUAACUGUUGAUCGUCCAUCCUCUCUCCCUUCAGCCAAUCAGAACGGAGAGACGGCGCUGGAUGUUGCCAGGCGACUGAGGAACCCUCAGUGUGAGGAGGCACUGGUGCAGGCUGCAGAGGGGAAGUUCAACCCCCACAUCCAUGUGGAGUACGAGUGGAGCCUCAGACUGGAGGAGAUGGACGAGAGCGACGACGACCUCGACGAUAAGCCCAGUCCCAUCAAGAAGGACCGCUCCCCGAGGCCUCAGAGCUUCUGCCACUCCUCCAGCCUCUCUCCCCAUGACAAGCUCUCCCUGCCGGGCUUCAUCAGCCAGAGGGACAAACAGCAGCGUCUGUCCUACAGCGCCUUCACCAACCAGAUGUACAGCGCCUCCACCGACCUCACCUCCUCCCCCGUGGCCGACGGGCCGCCGCUGCCACCUAGGAACCAGGGCAAAGCUCCUCCCCCAUCUGGCCCUCCCUCUACACUCACACCAGGAGGCAGCUCCACCCUGUCCAAGAAGAGACCUCCGCCCCCUCCUCCUGGACACAAACGCACCCUGUCUGACCCACCCAGCCCGCUCUCUCACAGUCCACACAGUAAAGGGGGCUUGACUGGGGGAAGCGACUCCACCCCUCCUCCUGUCAGCAAGAUGUCUCCUGUUUCUAACAAGUUUGAAGGAAUUCCUCAGCAGCAAAGCACUACUUCAAGCAACACAAAGUCUACACUUGGUCCAAGGGUUCUUCCCAAACUACCUCAGAAAGUGGCAUUGCGGAAGAUUGACACCAUACACCCGUCUAUGGAUAAGCCCAGCCUCCCUCCAGAGGUUUUCCAGAAGUCCCCGCCAGCUACUGAACCCCCGCAGAAGGCUCCUCUGGCGGACAGGCCUCAGCCGGGAGACCUGCCCCCCAAACCGCAGCCGUCUGAACUUCCUCCUAAACCUGGAGAACUUCCACCCAAGCCGCAGCUGUCAGACCUCCCUCCUAAACCUCAGCUCGGAGACCUCCCGCCCAAACCCCAGCUCAAAGACCUGCCUCCCAAGCCUCAUCUCGCUGACAUCCCCCCAAAACCUGGACCAGCCGAGUCCUCUUCCAGGCCGCACGAGACGGUGCAGAGGCCUCAAACGCAACCACCGCCUCCACCUCAAAGUCAUCCUCAGCCGCAACCUCAGCCUCAGCCUCAGCCUCAGCCUCCAGACUCACCGUCACCGAGUCAGCAAGCCAAUAUAGGGACCCCCGCCCCACCAGCUGCUGAAGACACCAAUGGGACCCCGGCAGGGACUGCGGAGACACCAGUGCCCCUCCCGAGGAAGAUCAACACGAUUGGUUAUUUAAAUGUCCAGGGGAAGAGCAAAACCCGCCGGGUGAAGACGAUCUAUGACUGCCAGGCUGACAAUGACGACGAACUGACUUUUGUUGAAGGAGAGGUGAUAAUAGUUACAGGAGAAGAGGACCAGGAGUGGUGGAUCGGGCACAUUGAAGGAGAGCCGGACAGAAAAGGGGUGUUCCCCAUGUCUUUUGUGCACAUCCUGAGUGACUGACAGUCAGAGAGACUUGCACUACGCCUCUCCCUAAAUAGGGAGGUCUUGUAAAUAGCUAUCAUAACACCUCUUGUCACACGACAAGUGUCCUAAAAGAAGAAGAAGAAAAAAAACAACGAAGAAGAAGAAACCCGAGAAGGCUCAUCUAGCCGUGGAUGCCUCAUCCAUGCUGUACAAAGAAUGUGUGUAUUCUUCCUUUACCAGUAUUAUCUUAACCCUAUAGCACGGCUGUGACGAAGCCACUCUCAAAAACCCUAGCACUUACCUAAAGUCUAUGUUUAUGCUGUUACUGUGUAUAUAUGUAUGUAAAUAUAUAUAUUUGUGUGUGAGUGUACAUGUUUUAUUGUACAAAACAUGUACCAUUGCUCUCUCUCUCUCUGCCGGUCCGAUUAAGCGUUGGGGCGGGUAGACUUUGAAUUUUAUCUGUAUUGAUUUUACUGGCCCUCAAGUAAUUAUCAGCUUAUAUAUUUCUGGAAGGAGGACAAAUAAGAAUUGGAAUGUGAAAGAGGUCAUGUCACUAUUUGUCUCUUGCAUCCCUGUUUACCGAAGAGGCUGGAGUCUCCCGCUGAUCCUUCCCCCGAGAUAAAAACAUUAAAUGUACUCCUUGCUUGCUUUGUGUGUGUGUACACGUAUUAUGGUUGUUUUACAGUAUAGAAACCUGCUGCUACUGCGUGGUGGAAUAUCGAAGCCUGUGGUUCACUGUAGGUCACUAAUUUUCUCCUUGUUACACUGUUCACUAUGUAUGCCGCUCUGUUUGUGAACGCGACGCCGUCGACCUUUUGUGUGCAUGGUGUAACAAUGACUGGAAUAGAGUGGAGUGCUGCGUUCAAAGACGCUCACCUCAGGGUUUGAAGAGCCACUAUGAAGCAGGACUACAAGUAUCCUGUUAAAGCCACUAUUAAUGACAAGUACAGGAAACCCAAGAGGACAUCUUAGCAAUAACUUGAUUUGACAGAUUUCACAUUAACCUUUGUUUCACAAUUCAGUGUCUUGUUAAAAAAAA